AUGCCUGCAAAUCAACCCCACCAACUGGGAGGAGCUCGCACUCGGUCGACGACCUGGAGGAGGACAGUGAAGACAGGCGCUGCGAUCUACGAAGCCAACCGCAUCGCUGCCGCCAAAGCGAAACGUGAAGCCCGCAAAUCACAACUUCGCCCAGUAAGCAACGCCGCCAAACAACCGCUUCCAACAUGUGCUCGAUGUCAACGGACAUUCCGGGCUCGAAUCGGACUUGUUGGACAUCUUCGGAUUAACUGUGCCUCUCGAACGGGACCAACCAUCGUCCCCCCGCCUGCCUCUUCCUCCUCCUCUCCACCGCCAACUAACCCUGACAAUUCUUCUGACCCACCCCUUCCAUCAUCCUCCUCCUCCUCCACCUCGCCCACUGCUCCAACGGCGGCCGCUCAGGCGACUGUCCCGCGCACAGCAACCGACACUACCACCACCUCCCCCGACUCCAGGGAUGAGGAUCAGGACUACACCUGGCCUCACUGCGACCGUACCUUCGCCUCACACAACGGCCUGGUCGGUCACUUGCGAAUCCACCGCACAAAGACUGGCGAACCAGUGCGUUAA
Molecule: messenger RNA, 570 nt
Organism: Spirometra erinaceieuropaei
Lineage: Eukaryota; Metazoa; Platyhelminthes; Cestoda; Diphyllobothriidea; Diphyllobothriidae
Source: the annotation of a GenBank genome assembly